Molecule: messenger RNA, 1648 nt
Organism: Etheostoma spectabile (orangethroat darter)
Lineage: Eukaryota; Metazoa; Chordata; Actinopteri; Perciformes; Percidae
Product: CD209 antigen-like protein E
Exons: 6
Coding region: 250-930 (226 amino acids)
Source: RefSeq, a predicted model, not a curated record
AUGGUUUAAGAGAUAAAACAACUAACGAAAAGAGUUUUGGCAACAGCUUCAUAACUGAUAACCCAUUCUGAAAAUAAAUGUUCAGUUUGGUCAAAGGCAUAAAGAUGAACAAGAAAAAUUAGAUAAAAAUGAGGAAGAAUGAAAAUAUGUUAGAGAAAAGAAGAAGUUAGAGACAUUGUGUUAUGUGAAACUGUGUCUAUACGUCCCACUCUCCAUCCCCGUUGUCGCUCUCCAGUCAGAAGGUAAAAUAUGGCGAGAUUUGUCCAUGGAGAGCAAUCUGAGUUCACUGUGGACUAUGUAAAUCAACCUGAUGCACCAGCAAGAAGUUCUGGCCAGGACAGGCGAGUGACUGCUGCUGUGCCUGGAAGAAAACUGUGUGGACUGGUUGCUGUGAGCUUUGGACUCCUGUGUGUCCUACAAGCUGCUCUCAACAUUUCCCCACGCCUCUACACUUCUGACAGUAAAACAGAAGCUAGAGAGGUCUGUUGCACAAACCAGACUUCUGAGCAGAAGAGAGAACUGCUUAACUUUGAUCACUAUUUCCAACAAGGAUGGGUGUAUUUCCGUCCCAGUUUCUAUUACAUUUCUUCCGAGAAGAAAUCGUGGCAGGACAGUAGAGCUGACUGUCAGCAGAGAAGUGCAGACCUGGUGAUUAUCAACAGUAAAGAAGAGCAGGAUUUCACAAGAAAAUUCCACAAGAUCACAUGGAUUGGACUAACUGACAGAGAAACCAAAGGGACGUGGAAAUGGGUGGAUGGCACUCUGCUGACCAAAAGUUUCAGCUACUGGAAUCAUGGGGAGCCAAACGAUUUUGAAGGCAAAAAUGAAGACUGUGUAGAAAUAAGGUUCCAUGACUUGGAGAACAGUUGGAAUGAUAUACCAUGUGGAGAUCAAAACUUCUGGAUCUGUGAAAAAAGGAUCGCUUUAUAAGUCACCAUAUAAAACCAUGAAACUGUGUCUAAAUGUAACACAUUGAUGACACUUUCACUCACAAUUGCGCAUCACCAAAUAAACUGUGUAAGAUAUCUUAACAGUCACACAGAAAAGGAAACUGGUACUGAGCAACUUGGUACCAUCACUGCAACUGAGAAGCAUGUGUCAGACUAAAUCUGACUAAAGACCAAAAAGACAGAAAUUCGCAUACAUUUUGUAGAUCAGAUUUCAAAAUAGGAAAACUACAGACCAAUAAAGGCUCCCAUGAAAAUGCCUCCAAUGCAAAAACAACAAAAAGUGAUCAAAAUUAACUGUAGUUAACAAAUGCAGCUCAGAUUGACAUUUUACAGAUGGACUCCAAAAAACACACAAUCAGUGAAAGUGUAAUUAAACACGUUUUUUUUUAAAUAUAUAGAACACAAUUCACCUUAUUUUUAAUUCCCACUUUAUCACAGCUCACUCUAAAAAACUGUGUGUUUGUAAAUUUUAUAAUAUAUGCGACAGGUGUGCAUGUUACAUUUUUGUUUAUAAAUAUCAGAUGAAGAUUAGUUAAUUAGUAGGAAAUGGUGUUAUUUUGUCCUGUAUGUACAUCUGGUACGUCUGUAGAAGUAGGCCUGAGUAUAUGUCAGCUUAGAUGAAAUCACCCUAUAUGCACAACUGUUAAACUGUUGUUUUUUGCUCCUGUACUCAAAAUGAACUUGUCGAGAGAAAUAGA